Andrographis paniculata is the source of this 669-nucleotide messenger RNA. RefSeq names its product glutathione S-transferase U20-like. Gene Ontology annotation, molecular function: glutathione transferase activity. The record is from RefSeq and is a predicted model, not a curated record. Gene Ontology annotation, biological process: glutathione metabolic process. Bases 1 to 669 code for a protein of 222 amino acids. The transcript has 2 exons. NCBI's taxonomy places the organism in Eukaryota, Viridiplantae, Streptophyta, Magnoliopsida, Lamiales, Acanthaceae. Gene Ontology annotation, cellular component: cytoplasm.
AUGUCGACGACAGAAGAACUUGUCCUACUGGAUUUCUGGCCAUCGCCGUUUUCCUCAAGAGUGAAGAUCGCGUUGGCCGAGAAAGGGUUGACUUACGAGGCUCGGGAGGAAGACAUAUUCGGAGAAAAAAGCUCGUUGUUGUUGAAAUCAAACCCUAUUUACGAAAAGGUCCCCGUACUUCUCCACAAUGGCAAACCCGUCGUGGAAUCCUCCAACAUCGUCUACUACGUGGACGAGAAGUGGCCGUCGCCAUCUCCGUUGCUACCGGAUUGUGCUUACGGCCGCGCCCGUGCUAGGUUUUGGACGGACUUUAUCGACAAGAAGAUGUUCGAAGGUGGUAGUGCAAUAUGGAGAAGCAAAGGCGAGGAACUAGAACUAGCAAAGACACAGUUCAUCGACAUUCUCAAGAAGCUUGAAGGGGCGAUGGGCGACAAGGACUACUUUGGUGGCGAUAAGUUUGGGUAUGUCGAUGUUGUACUAAUUGGAUUAUCGUCUUGGUUUUUAGCCUAUGAAAAAUUUGGAGGGUUCAAGAUUGACAAUGAAAACCCUAAAAUUGGAGCUUGGAUAAAGAGAUGCUUGACAAGGGAAAGUGUGGCGAAAUCUCUUCCUGAUCCUCAACGAAUCUACGAGUUUGUGGGCGAGAUGAGGAAGAUGAAUGGAAUUGAAUGA